CAUCACAACUUUAUUUGAUCAUUCACAACAUCUUCAGUUAAGAAUAAACCCUUCGAUAUCUUUCUCAUCAUCAAAUAUUUUCCGGAAUCCAUAAAAAUGGCCAUUCGUAUGCCUCGGAUCGUUCAAGCAAAACAAAUUCUUCGAAGGUCAUUUUCAAAUGGGAGAAGUACACCAACAUCAAUGAACAUCCCAUCAGGCUAUUUUGCGGUUUAUGUUGGAAAGCAAGAAAAGAAGCGAUUUGUGGUUCCUGUUUCAUUAUUGAGACAACCUUCAUUUCAAAAACUACUACACCAGUCAGAAGAAGAAUUUGGGUAUGACCAUCCAAUGGGUGGCCUCACAAUUCCAUGCAGUGAAGACAUAUUCAUUGAUCUUGCUGUCAGUCUAGGUGCCUUAUGAGUUAAAUUUAACGUUCUGUGCUAGCAGCGAUUUGUAAAUCACUAACCACUAGUUACUUUUAGUAUCGUUUGUAAACAUAGAUGCUUGUUCCAUUUGUAUGAAACUCGGAAUUAGAAGCUAUCUGAUACAAAAACUAUACUAUUCACAUUA
This is a messenger RNA of Erigeron canadensis, 546 nucleotides long. RefSeq names its product auxin-responsive protein SAUR21-like. Gene Ontology annotation, biological process: response to auxin. NCBI's taxonomy places the organism in Eukaryota, Viridiplantae, Streptophyta, Magnoliopsida, Asterales, Asteraceae. The transcript has a single exon. Bases 97 to 396 code for a protein of 99 amino acids. The record is from RefSeq and is a predicted model, not a curated record.